Messenger RNA from Vicia villosa (hairy vetch), 1440 nucleotides. Its product is annotated as nuclear transcription factor Y subunit A-1-like. Lineage: Eukaryota; Viridiplantae; Streptophyta; Magnoliopsida; Fabales; Fabaceae. Bases 171 to 1175 code for a protein of 334 amino acids. The transcript has 6 exons. The record is from RefSeq and is a predicted model, not a curated record. Gene Ontology annotation, biological process: regulation of transcription by RNA polymerase II. Gene Ontology annotation, cellular component: CCAAT-binding factor complex. Gene Ontology annotation, molecular function: DNA-binding transcription factor activity, RNA polymerase II-specific; RNA polymerase II cis-regulatory region sequence-specific DNA binding.
UGGUGGCGUUAUUAAUUUCGGAUGCUAAAUUCAGAGAAGUGUGUUUUUCUGUGUGCGUGUGAAAGAGAGAGAGGGGGAGAGGAAUCGGAUUAGCCUCUUUGAAUUUUCAAUCACAAUCAAAACACUCAAAAUCUAGGGUUUCUUUUGUUCGUCCUCAGGGAUCUGAGGAUAUGCAACCCAAGUCUGAAACUGCAAAUCAAGCGAGGUCGGAUCCACAUUCCUUACAGACAGCUGGUGUCGGUGGUGUUUACUCUGAACCCUGGUGGCGUGGUGUUGGAUACAAUCCUGUAGGGCAAACAAUGUCUGGUGCCAAUUCAUCGUCUAUUGACUGCCGCAAUGGUGAUUCAGAAUCCAAUGAGGAAGGACAGUCUAUGUCCAAUAGUGGAGUGAAUGAGGAAGAUGAUGAUACCGCUAAGGAUUCGCAGCCUGCUGCUCCUAAUCAAUCAGGAAAUGAACAACAAGGAAUGCAGCACACUGCAUCAUCUGCACUUAUCGUUCACGAAGAAGGCCUCACACAAGCUCCUCCGAUGGAGCUUGUUGGUCAUUCAAUUGCAUGUGCUACAAAUCCUUAUCAGGAUCCAUAUUAUGGGGGCAUGAUGGCAGCUUAUGGUCACCAGCAGUUGGCAUAUCAUCCUUUUAUGGGAAUGCCUCAUCCCAGAAUGCCUUUGCCCCUUGAGAUGGCUCAGGAACCUGUUUAUGUGAAUGCCAAACAAUACCAAGGAAUUCUGAGGCGAAGACAAGCUCGUGCUAAAGCAGAGCUUGAAAGGAAGCUCAUAAAAUCUAGAAAGCCAUAUCUUCAUGAAUCUAGACAUCAGCAUGCUAUGAGAAGGGCAAGAGGCACGGGAGGACGAUUUGCAAAGAAAACUGAUGGCGAAGGCUCAAACAACUCAGGAAAGGAUAAUGGCUCUGGUCCAGUCCUGUCAUCACAUUCAAUUAGUUCAUCUGGUUCAGAACCCUUGCCUUCAGACUCUGCCGAAACCUGGAAUUCUCCCAACAUGCGACAAGAUACAAGAGGAUCGAAUGAAAACGGUGGUGUCUCGUACCAUAAUAACAACAAUGAUAUGCAAUCUUCAAGAUAUCAAGGUGAAAGAGUGGAUGAAGGGGACUGUUCAGGGCAACUACGCGGAAGCAUCUCCUCAAACGAGGCAUCACAGAGACGUCUAGCUAUUCAGUAGACCCCUCUCCUGCACGGGGAAGAUAGAUGCUGAGGUUGGUUUUGUAUCCUAGUGAUAUAUACUUGGUGAAUGAAUACCUUACCUUACCUUGGAUAUCAGUGAAACAUUCUUGGCAAUAUAUAUGCCAAGCGGCAAAUCAUUCUUGGCUUUUGUUUAUGGUGUGAAUGAAUGAUAUAGUAUGGGGGGGAGAAGAAUGAUGAUUGGGGUAUGUGAUUUCUGUUGAAGUCCCGAGCAAUCAAUCCCUCAUUCUUUUCUCAUUUUUGCA